AUGUACCGAGAUUUGAAACGGCUUUAUAGGUGGCCUGGUAUGAAGAAAAACAUAGCUGAGAUUGUGGCUAAGUGCCAAAACUGUCAGCAGGUAAAGUAUGAGCACCAAAGGCAUGUAGGUUUGCUUCACCGAAUGCCAAUUCCGGAAUGGAAGUGGGAAAGGAUAGCUAUGGAUUUCGUGUUACCACUCCAGCUUGACAUGGCACCGUUCAAGGCACUUUAUGGGAGAGGAUGUAGAUCACUCAUAGGGUGGUUUGAGGCUAGAGAUGUGAAACCUUUGGGGGUUGAUUUUGUGAAGGAUGCUCGGGAUAAGAGGUUAGCUCUAUCGCCUAGCCUCUCUGGAGUCCAUCCAGUGUUCCAUGUGUCCAUGUUGAAAAAGUAUCAUGGGGACAGAGAUUACAUUAUAAAGUGGAACUCUGUUUUGUUCGACAAAGACUUUCAGUAUGAGGAGGAACCAGUGGCAAUUCUGGAUCGCGAUGUCCGAAAGAUGAGGACCAAGGAGAUAAAGUUUGUGAAAGUUCUAUGGAAGCAUCAUACGGUUAAGGAAGCUACUUGGGAAAUCGAGAAGGACAUGCAAGACAAAUAUCCCCAGUUAUUCGACAACUCAGGUACUACUCUACUCUUGCUUUAG
Molecule: messenger RNA, 630 nt
Organism: Solanum verrucosum
Lineage: Eukaryota; Viridiplantae; Streptophyta; Magnoliopsida; Solanales; Solanaceae
Exons: 3
Coding region: 1-630 (209 amino acids)
Source: RefSeq, a predicted model, not a curated record